Nematolebias whitei (Rio pearlfish) is the source of this 1463-nucleotide messenger RNA. RefSeq names its product ubiquitin carboxyl-terminal hydrolase 11-like. Lineage: Eukaryota; Metazoa; Chordata; Actinopteri; Cyprinodontiformes; Rivulidae. The transcript has 11 exons. Gene Ontology annotation, biological process: protein deubiquitination. The record is from RefSeq and is a predicted model, not a curated record. The annotation marks the transcript as partial. Gene Ontology annotation, molecular function: cysteine-type deubiquitinase activity.
CCUUCGACCUUUAUGAGUGACUGAUCCGGCGGCAUGACGGCCAACAGCCGCUGUUCCGUGGCGGAGCCCCCGGGGCUGGAGACCCAGCGGCGGGAGAUCGAGUCUCUGCUGCGGGAGAGUGAGCUCCAAGCUGGGGACACUUGGUACGUGGUGUCUCGUCGCUGGUUUGAACAGUGGAAAGAGUUUGUGGAGAGCGGAGACCAGAACUCGUCGUCCUUCCCGGGUCAGAUCGACAACACUGAACUGUUUGAAGACCUCGACUCGUACCACCUGAAGGAGCGCCUGGCGGAGAACGAGGACUUCGUGUUGGUUCCGGCGGCGGCCUGGCACCAGCUGCUGCUCUGGUACGGUUCUGUGGACGGGCAGCCGGCGCUGGAGCGCAAGGUGGUGGACCUGCCCAGCACUCUGAAGGUGGAGGUGUACCCCGUGGAGAUCUUCCUGUGUCUCCAUAGCAACAUGGAGAACGUCACCACCGCGCAGUUCAGCCGCACCGACACCAUACACACCAUCCAGGCGGACAUGUGUCGGGUCUUCUCGGUGCCUCCGAGCUCUGAGUGCCGUCUGUGGAUGAAGAGUUCAGACAGCAGCUGCGAGCGUCUCAGGAACGUCCACAUGAGCGUGUUGGAGGCCUGCCUGAGCUCAGGGAUGACGCUGAUCAUGGAGACGAGGCAUGCUGACGGCACCUGGCCGAGCUCCAGACCUCAGAUCAUGAGGAACUCUGUGGAGGAGCAGGACUCGUACCGAGGUCAGCCAGGGGUCUGCGGCCUCACCAACCUGGGCAACACCUGCUUCAUGAACUCCGCCUUACAGUGUCUGAGCAACACUCCUCCUCUGACUGAGUACUUCCUGCGGAGCUCCUACCUGGAGGAGCUGAACUUCACCAACCCUCUGGGGAUGAAGGGGGAGAUCGCCGAGGCAUACGCUGAUGUCAUCAAGCAGAUGUGGUCCGGACGCCACUACUCUGUGGUGCCACGGGUCUUCAAGACGAAGGUGGGUCACUUUGCGUCUCAGUUUCUGGGGUACCAGCAGCACGACAGUCAGGAACUGCUCUCCUUCCUGCUGGAUGGGCUCCACGAGGACCUGAACCGGGUGAAAAACAAGGAGUACAUCGAGCUCCGGGAUGCUGAUGGGCGACCGGACCAGGAAGUGGCUGAGGAGGCGUGGAGGAACCAUCGCAGGCGGAACGACUCGGUGAUUGUUGACACGUUUCACGGACUCUUCAAGUCCACGUUGGUCUGUCCUGAGUGCGACAAGGUGUCUGUGACCUUCGACCCCUUCUGCUACCUGAGCAUCCCACUUCCAGUCAGCAAAGAGCGGGUCAUGGAGGUCUUCUUCGUCUCUCUGGACCCCCACGCCAAACCUGUGCAGCAUCGGCUCGUGGUUCCUAAAGCAGGAAAAGUGUCGGACCUGUGCGCUGCUCUGUCAGAGAUGAAUAACGUCCCGCACAAACAGGUCAGUGUCAG